This is a messenger RNA of Notolabrus celidotus (New Zealand spotty), 6654 nucleotides long. RefSeq names its product golgin A3 (gene golga3). NCBI's taxonomy places the organism in Eukaryota, Metazoa, Chordata, Actinopteri, Labriformes, Labridae. The coding region runs from base 468 to 4955 and encodes 1495 amino acids. The record is from RefSeq and is a predicted model, not a curated record. The transcript has 24 exons.
GGUGGCAGCAGUUGAGCUGCAGGAUGUCACCGCUUAAAAGAAGGGCGCAGCUCUUUGACCACAAGGGUGAAGCACUGUACCACAUCCGACGCACUUGCCACUAAAAGAGUAUUAUCCGUUCCAUGCUGCAGUUCGUGUAAUAAUGGUUACAUUUCCGAAAAAUGCAUUCAAAACAAGAACAUCAUAGAAUAAACAGCAACAUUUAAUGCAGUUAACAAUAAAAUGUCGUGAUCACAGUCGGCAGACACCCCCUGUCUGAAAAGCUGUUUUUGUUCUUCCAGAUGUGUUUGCGCUCUGUUUGUUUCUAGUCGGACACAAAACGGGGACGGAAACCAAACAGCCACGUAGUGAAAGGCGAAGCUCGCAGAGAGUGCUUUGGACAUUGGCAUGAUCCCAACUGGCCUGCCUCCAGCAAAGAUGGCUUUGUGAGGACUUUUUUCCGUUUUGACUCUUCAGGUGUUUUUUUAAUGGAGAUGGAUAUUAAUAAAUCACAAGAACCUCAAAUGGAGGCUAAUGCCUGUCAAGGAGACUAUGUCAUAAAAUCCAAAGAGGCUGACACUCGUGCUGUUGAAGAUGAAACACUAUUGAAACAACAAUGGCUGGAGAACGCACAAAACACAAAUGGAGAUAUUCCUAAUGGUCCCGUCAGUUCAGAUGUGAUGCCAAAUGGAGACGGACUGGCAGAGGGCUUUGGUGCCAUGGGGGAAACUCGCAUAAAUGGGUCCUUGUCUCCAACAGCUCCUCCUCAGAGCACCAGCUCCCCUGUCAACUCCCAGACCCAAGAGCCCUCCCCAGCCAAUCUGCAGCCAUCAUUGGAGAUGGAGAAUGAGGAGAAGAUCCGCUUUGAGGCUCGCAGACGCUUGGAGGAGCAGCUGAAACAGUACAGAGUGCAGAGACACAAGGAAAGGUCUCACCGCAGCACCCCUAGGAGCAGGCAAUUCAGCACCCUGGAUCCAGAGCUCAUGCUGCAUCCUGAGGCUCUGCCCAGGGCCAACACUGUUGCCAUGACCAAGGAGUACUCCUUCCUGAGGACCAGUGUCCCCCGUGGUCCCAAACUGGGAAGCUUGGGGAUCCCCCCUGCAAAAGAAAGAAAGACCAGAUCACCCCGCCCAAGCAAGAUCCACUCUUUGGCUGACUAUAAGUCUCCUGAGAGUGAUGGUGGAAAUGGAGGAGGCGGUGGAGUAAGAACAGCAGAAAACACUAUGAGCUCUCUCCAGUCCACCAUGAGCUCAGUCUCCACUCUGUCAGAGGUCAGCGUGAUGUCAGAGGGCAGCACUUGUGAGCUGGAGGCACAGCAGAGAGCUUCGCCUCAGGUCGGGGACAAUAUGUCAGAGAUUGACGGUAGUGAAUCAGGAACAAGACCAGGGAAUGACGGCAAUGACAGUGACAGCUCGUCUUACAGCAGUGUGUCUACCAGAGGGACGUAUGGCAUGCUUUCUGCCGCAGUGGAAAGGCAGAGGGGUGCCUACACCGUGGAGGGGAGGGAGAUCGCCCCUGAUGCUAUGGGUCAGUUCCCCUCCCUGCAGGAGGUGCUGCAGGCAGCCACAGAGGAGCAGCACCUGCUGGAGCUGGAGCAGGAGAGAGAAGGGACAGCAGAGCCUCGCAGCCGCAGAGACAGUUUCUCUAGCAGUGUUUCUUUGGAGAGUUCAGUCAUGGGCCACGAUGAAAUGCUGCAGGUGAUGAAAGAGAAAAUGAGACUGGAGGGUCAGCUGGAAUCUUUGUCAUCUGAAGCCAAUCAGGCUCUCAAGGAGAAGACAGAGCUUCAGGCCCAGCUGGCUGCAGUGAACGCUCAGCUGCGGGCCAAGCAGGAUGAAGCACAGGUCAGCCAGGAGAAACAGAGCAUUCUCAAUGCGGAGGUUGGCACACUGCGGCAGAACUGCAGCCAGCUAGAGAAGGCCAUGGUGGAGCUUCAGGGCAGCCUGGAGAGCAAAAAUGCCAGUCUGUCUUCUCUAAGCAAUGACCUGAAGGUGGCGGAAGAUCAAUACAACAGGCUUAUGGGGAAGGUGGAGGAGAUGCAAAGCACUGUCACAUCAAGAGAUAACGCAGUUCAGGAUUUGCGUGUGCAGAUGGGGGGUCUUCAGGGUCAGCUUCAGCAGGUCCAGCUAGAGCGCAGCACCCUGCAGAGCCGGUUGAAGACCUCUCAGGCUGAAAUCGACUCACUGCAGCAGCUCAGACAGUGGUACCAGCAGCAGCUAGCAAUGGCCCAGGAGGCGAGAGUACGACUGCAAGGAGAGAUGGCCAACAUGCAGGCUGGACAGAUGACUCAGAUUGGUGUCCUUGAACAUUUGAAGCUGGAGAAUGUGACUCUGUCCCACCAACUCACUGAGACACAACACCGCUCCAUCAAAGAUAAAGAGCGCAUCGCUGUUCAGCUGCAGAGCAUCGAGGCUGACAUGCUGACUCAGGAAGCUGCUUACAAGCAGGUCCAGGAUGCAAAGUCCAUGGUGGAAGAUGAUCUGCAGCACAAACUGGACGAGUUUGAGGAUGAGCGAGAUCGCUUAAUUAAACUGGCCAACACAGCAAGCUCCCUGGAAAGAGAACUUGAGCAGGUAAAACUCACCCUCUCCCAGAAGGACUUGCAACUUCAGUCACUUCAGAAAGAGCAUCUAGAGUUGAUGCGCCAGCUGACCAUCACUCAGGAGAACCUGCAGACCAAAGAGCAGUCCAUCAACCAGCUGGAGGCCCGUUAUCUAGAGCUCGAGGCCCAGCUAGCAGAGCUGCAGGCAGAGGGCAGUGCCAAGGACGACAACAUCCAGUUUCUGCAGAACGAGAAGAUUGUUCUGGAGGUGGCUCUGCAGUCAGCCAGAGCUGACAAGAGCCAACUAGACGAGACUGCGGAACAGCUCGGAGAAGAUGUCCUGGUGGCUUCAGACGUCUUGGAUCAACUCAGACAGGAAGUCCAGGUCAAAGCCAAUCAGAUUGAAACUCUUCAACAGGAAAACAGUUCUCUGAAAAAACAAGCUCAGAAACUGAAGGAACAAUUCCAACAACAGAAGGUGAUGGUGGAAGCCUACCGCCGAGACGCUAGCUCCAAAGACCAGUUAAUCAGUGAGCUGAAGUCCACCAAGAAGCGUCUGCUAGUGGAGGUGAAGGACCUGAAGCAGGAACUGCUGGGCGUACAAGGAGAGAAGCAGAAGGCAGAGCUUGAACAGGCCCGGCUGCAGAGGGAAGUGGUGAGAGUGCAGGAGCAGAUGAACAACAUGGAGACUCAUCUGGAUGCAAUUCAGAAAGAGAGGGAUCAGCUAGAAACACAGAUCCAGUCUCUGCAGUUUGAUCAGAGCCAGCUAGCAGCAGUGACGGAGGAGAAUGAAGGCCUGAGGAAGCAGGUGGAGCAGUUGGAGGGGGAGGCCAAAAAGGCAAUCUCAGAGCAGAAGGUGCGCGUGAAGCGGCUGGGGACAGAUCUAACCAGUGCUCAGAAAGAGAUGAAGGCCAAACACAAGGCCUAUGAAAAUGCUGUUGGCAUCCUGAGCAGGAGGCUCCAGGAGGCUCUGACUGACAAGGAGACGGCCGAGGCAGAGCUGGUGAAGCUCAAGGCCCAGGUGUCUGAUGGGGGAAACACCCAGGUCCUACAGGAGAAGAUUAAGGUCUUGCAGACCGAGCUGCAGGUUGUGACCAAAAGUAAGAUGAUGUUGGAGAAGGAGCUGCAGGAGGUGAUCACUCUCACCUCCACGGAGCUGGAAGAGUACCAGGAGAAGGUCAUGGAGCUGGAGGACGAGCUUCAAGAGUCCCGGUGCUUCAAGAAGAGGAUCAGAAAGUUAGAAGACGCCAACAAGAAGCUUGCACUAGAGCUGGAACAUGAAAAGGGGAAACUGGCAGGAUUGGCACAAUCCCACAAUACACUGCGGGAGCACUCCAACAUUUUAGAGACAGCCUUGGCGAGGAGGGAGGCAGAUCUUGUCCAGCUGAACUUACAGGUUCAAGCUGUUCUGAAGCGUAAAGAGGAAGAGGACCAGCAGAUGAAGCAGACUGUUCAAACACUGCAGCUUGCCUUGGAAAAAGAGAAAACCAAAGUGAAGGACUUGAAAGAACAGGUGGCAGCAGCAAAGGCUGAAGCAGCCCACAACAGGCGGCACUAUAGGGCAGCCAUGCUGGAGCUGUCAGAGAUCAAGAAGGACCUGCAGGCCAAAGAGGACCUGGUCAAAGCUCUGCAGCUUGAAUCCCACAAACUACAGGCUCAGGAUGACCUGCACGCUAGGGAGGUUUCCAGCUUCCAGGAGGAGCUGGCUGAGGCCCACUCACAGCUACAGAUCCUCCAGAAACAACUGGACGAGGAGCUGGCCAAACAGCCGCUCACCAACCAAGAGGUGGAGGACCUGAAGUGGGAGGUGGAGCAGAGGCAGAGGGAGAUCGAAGCUCAGAAACAGCAGCUGGAGAUGAUGGAGCAGUGUCAGCACAGGGAGCUGGACAACAUACACAGAGCUCUGCAGAGCAUAAAGGUGGAGCUGGAGUCGGUGCAGGAGGAGCUGAGCAGCACCAGAAAGGACAAGUUUAUGCUGCAGGCUAAAGUUGGUGAGCUGAGGAACAGCAUGAAGACAGUCCUGCUACAGAACCAGCAAGUUAAACAGGACCUGAAACAUAACCGUUUAAGGAAGUCGCAGCGCAUGGAGCUGAAAAGUGAGGGGAACCCAUCCAACCCAGUGACACCAGUUAAGAUCCCAGACUGCCCAGUACCUGCUUCUCUGUUAGAUGAGCUGCUAAAACCAUCAACAUCUGUCAACAAGGAGCCCCUAAACAACCUGCACAACUGUCUGCGGCAGCUCAAGGAGGAGAUGGACAGCCUCCAAAGGCAGAUGGAGGAACACACAGUGACAGUACAUGAGUCAAUGAGCUCGUGGACAAACACAGACGAGGAACUAGCUCAACUGGGGAUAGAAAACAACACCUCCAAAUCACCAACGCCGCUAAACAACAUGGUGGUGGAAAACAACAAUGAAGCAGACCAACAGCAAUCAUAACUUUUAAAGAACUUUUCUCAGGCCAUUUGAGGGAGAGUGGAGUUCUAUCCACAAAGGCACUUUGAAGCCCCUUUAUUCCCUUUCUCUUUUCUUAACAAUUGCUGCCAACAUUUGGCGUCCUCCCAUCAGCACAGAAGUGCUUUUGCAGAGUAAUACUUUAUAUACCAUAGCUUUAUUCUUUCUUCCUUGUUUCAUUGUUUUAUACUUUUGUUAUACAUUUUCACAUUUAUUUAUUUAGACUUAAGGGAUUAAAACUUAUCUGACCGUCUCCCCAAGAGAAUCCCCCCUAUCCUCAGUUCUCUCAUCAGACAUAGAAAUAUGUAGUGUAGUUAUAAAGUUUAUCUGUUGAACCACUUUUCCCUGUUUUUUCUCACAAAAACAUAUUUGGUCUUCAUCAACCUCCCAGUAUGAAAUCAGUGUCUUUGAUGCUGCUUAAAGAUGACUGAGAUUAUUUCAAAAAGUGUUUUUGGAGACAGAAACACAAGUCUUUAUGGACUGGCUAUAAACUGUUCUUCGAUUUUGUCGUGCCUGUGUUCGAGUGAGGUUGCUCAUCUUUGAAUUAGCUGACGUGGUUACACAUCUGCAUGGUUUCUCAGCAGCUGAGGAUGAGCCAUCACUCCUUUUCAUGAAGUUAUAAGUCAUGCACAACUGUCCGUUUCUUUGUAUGGCCUCUUGUUAAAAUGCAGUGUUUCUUAAAUUUCUUGAAACCAUAUCACCUUGGGUUCUUUAACUCUGAAAACAUUAGUCUCAGUUAGGUAUGGAGUUGUUCUAUCUAGCAUGGACUGCAGUAAUCAGAAGAAAAAAAAGCCUUAAGUAAACUGUAAAGGACUAAGUUGGUUUGAGUGAGUAUGUUUCUGCUUGGGGUGUGUGCAAGAUGUUAAAUGUUAGAUUGUAUAUGUGUGCAAAUCCUUACUGAAAAUGGUGUAUUGUAAAAUAAGUUGGUCACAUCAGCUGACAUUGCACACUUGAUGAUUAAGACUUUACUGACAGAGGAGCAAGUUGUAAGACGGAGCAAAAAAUAUGACUUCUUCUGACAGCAGGUGCGAUCAGAUGUGUUCAUUUUCUGUUACAUUUGGUACAAACUGUAUUUGCAAAAAAUGACUCCCCCUGAAUCUGAUGUUAUACUUGUUUUAUGGCAUGGUUAGGGGAUAAGUGAAUUGUUUUCAGAGUUUAAUAUAUGAAUAUAUUUCCUUUUGUAUAAUUGUAAAUUAAUCAUAAUUGUUAAAUAGUGUAACAAAUAUGAAAUACAAGAUAUCAAAUGCAAACAAUAAAUCAAAGCAGAUAGUGAUUCUGUCAGUGUAAAGGGUCAUUGGAUGGUACAUUGGCUUUCUGCAUUCAGUUGUGCUGCAGUUGCUGUUUGGGUGCUCAUUCCCACACUGACAAUGUUUUUUUAACACCACUGUAUGCUUAUAAAUUUCCAAAGGGACAAAACAUAUUUUGAGGAGAAUGCUCAUUGAGGAAAAUAACAAUAAAUAUAUUAAUAUACUGUGUUCUGAUAGAAGUAUUUUGACUGUAUCUUCCAAACUACCUUCCUCUGUAACGUUGGGUAGUAUGUAAUAACACUUGCUAGAGCACCUGCGCUCUCUGCACCUUGCUGUAUCUGCUUCUUCUCAACUGGAAUUGAUUCAUUCCUAUGUUAUAACAUUUGUUUUGGGAGAUGUGAUUGUAUUUAUCAUAAAAUUGCACUAUUCAUCUGUUA